AUGGGCAAUCGCGGGAUGGAAGAGCUGAUCCCGCUGGUCAACAAGCUCCAGGACGCCUUCAGCUCCAUCGGUCAGAGUUGCCACCUGGACUUGCCUCAGAUCGCUGUGGUGGGCGGCCAGAGCGCGGGCAAGAGCUCGGUGCUCGAGAACUUCGUGGGCCGGGACUUCCUUCCUCGAGGUUCGGGAAUUGUCACCCGGCGGCCUCUCAUUCUGCAGCUCAUCUUCUCAAAAACAGAAUAUGCUGAAUUUUUGCACUGCAAGUCCAAGAAGUUUACAGACUUUGAUGAAGUCCGACAGGAGAUUGAGGCGGAGACCGACAGGGUCACGGGGACCAACAAAGGCAUCUCCCCCGUGCCCAUCAACCUGCGGGUCUACUCGCCGCACGUAUUGAACUUGACCCUCAUAGACCUCCCAGGCAUCACCAAGGUACCUGUGGGGGACCAACCCCCAGACAUCGAGUACCAAAUCAAGGACAUGAUCCUGCAGUUCAUCAGCCGGGAGAGCAGCCUCAUCCUAGCCGUGACCCCUGCCAACAUGGACCUGGCCAACUCGGAUGCCCUCAAGCUGGCCAAGGAGGUCGACCCGCAAGGCCUGCGGACCAUUGGCGUCAUCACCAAGCUUGACCUGAUGGACGAGGGCACCGACGCCAGGGAUAUCCUAGAGAACAAGCUGCUCCCCUUGAGAAGAGGCUACAUUGGUGUGGUGAACCGAAGCCAGAAGGACAUCGAGGGCAAGAAAGACAUUCGUGCGGCACUGGCAGCCGAGAGGAAGUUCUUUCUCUCUCACCCGGCCUACCGGCACAUGGCUGAUCGCAUGGGCACCCCACACCUGCAGAAGACUCUGAAUCAGCAACUGACCAACCACAUCCGGGAGUCACUGCCGACCUUGCGCAGCAAGCUGCAGAGCCAGUUGCUGUCCCUGGAGAAGGAGGUGGAGGAAUACAAGAACUUCCGGCCCGACGACCCCACACGUAAAACCAAAGCCCUGUUGCAGAUGGUCCAGCAAUUUGGGGUGGACUUUGAGAAGCGGAUAGAGGGCUCUGGAGACCAAGUGGACACACUGGAGCUCUCUGGGGGCGCCCGAAUCAAUCGCAUCUUCCAUGAGCGGUUUCCCUUCGAGCUGGUGAAGAUGGAGUUUGAUGAGAAAGACUUAAGACGGGAGAUCAGCUACGCCAUUAAGAACAUUCAUGGUGUCAGGACCGGGCUCUUCACCCCGGACCUGGCAUUCGAGGCCAUUGUGAAAAAGCAGGUCGUCAAGCUGAAAGAGCCCUGUCUGAAAUGUGUCGACCUGGUUAUCCAGGAGCUAAUCAAUACAGUUAGGCAGUGUACCAGUAAGCUCAGCUCCUACCCCCGGUUGAGAGAGGAAACAGAGCGAAUUGUCACCACUUACAUCCGAGAACGGGAAGGGAGAACCAAGGACCAGAUUCUUCUUCUCAUUGACAUUGAGCAGUCCUACAUCAACACAAACCACGAGGACUUCAUUGGAUUUGCCAAUGCCCAGCAGAGGAGCACACAGCUGAACAAGAAGAGAGCCAUUCCCAACCAGGUGAUCCGCAAGGGCUGGCUGACCAUCAACAACAUCAGCCUCAUGAAGGGCGGCUCCAAGGAGUAUUGGUUUGUGCUGACAGCCGAAUCUCUGUCCUGGUACAAGGAUGAGGAGGAGAAAGAGAAGAAAUACAUGCUGCCUUUGGACAACCUCAAAAUCCGUGAUGUGGAGAAGGGCUUCAUGUCCAACAAGCACGUCUUUGCCAUCUUCAACACGGAGCAGAGGAAUGUCUAUAAGGACCUGCGGCAGAUCGAGCUGGCCUGUGAGUCCCAGGAGGAAGUGGACAGCUGGAAGGCCUCCUUCCUCCGAGCUGGUGUCUACCCUGAGAAGGACCAGGCAGAAAACGAGGAUGGUGGAGUGCAAGAGAACACCUUCUCCAUGGACCCACAGCUGGAGCGCCAGGUGGAGACCAUUCGCAACCUGGUAGACUCCUACGUGGCCAUCAUCAACAAGUCCAUCCGCGACCUCAUGCCAAAGACCAUCAUGCACCUCAUGAUCAACAAUACGAAGGCCUUCAUCCACCACGAACUGCUGGCCUACCUGUACUCAUCGGCAGAUCAGAACAGCCUCAUGGAGGAGUCAGCUGAGCAGGCCCAGCGGCGAGACGACAUGCUGCGCAUGUACCACGCACUGAAGGAAGCGCUCCACAUAAUAGGGGACAUCAGCACCAGCACUGUGUCCACACCCGUGCCUCCACCCGUUGAUGACACCUGGCUCCAGAACGCCAGCAACCACAGCCCUACUCCACAGCGGCGACCUGUGUCCAGCGUGCACCCCCCAGGAAGGCCCCCAGCAGUGAGGGGCCCCACCCCAGGGCCUCCCCUGAUGCCUGUGCCGGUGGGGCCAGCAGCCUCCUUCUCAGCGCCUCCCAUUCCGUCCCGGCCCAUACCCCAGAGCGUGUUUGCCAAUAAUGACCCCUUCUUGGCCCCACCUCAGAUCCCGUCUCGGCCCGCUCGGAUUCCACCCGGCAUCCCCCCUGGAGUGCCCAGCAGAAGACCCCCGGCUGCGCCCAGCCGGCCCACCAUUAUCCGCCCAGCCGAGCCAUCCCUGCUCGACUAG
Messenger RNA from Pipistrellus nathusii (Nathusius's pipistrelle), 2604 nucleotides. The record is from the annotation of a GenBank genome assembly. NCBI's taxonomy places the organism in Eukaryota, Metazoa, Chordata, Mammalia, Chiroptera, Vespertilionidae.